Messenger RNA from Bursaphelenchus okinawaensis, 1913 nucleotides. NCBI's taxonomy places the organism in Eukaryota, Metazoa, Nematoda, Chromadorea, Rhabditida, Aphelenchoididae. The record is from the annotation of a GenBank genome assembly.
AUGUCGAGUCUUAUUGCUGGAUUGAGUAAAAGUAAGUUUUCAUGGAUAAUGUUACAGUAGGUAGACCUGGGUUUUGAACCGGCCCGAUUUUUAAACCCGGCCCUGAGGUCAGGCUUAAAAAUAAGGCUAAAUAAAUGAGUAUGAGGGUGUUAAAUUGUUAACAUAACAAUAAGUCAUAGUAAGUAUUAUGGUAGAGUAAAGCCAAUGUACGGUUACUAUAGACUAAAGUGGGGCUUACUGUGUUACCGCAAGGGUAGGGUAAGGUAGGAGUACAUUUGAAUGAAUACAGGAGUGUAGAGAAAGUUAAGGUAAGGUAGUUUAUGUAGGGUACAAUACAGAAUUGUAAAGUAAGAAAAGGUAAAGAAAAUGUUAAUGUUGUGUAAGAUAGGGCUUUUGUUACAGUACCCGCAAGCGCACAUAGAGUUUGCUUUGAUCAAAAAGAGUAAGGAUUGCCUUGGAAAAGAAUACUGUAAGAUCUGGGUAUGGUGAGGGCAAGGAUAUGUAUACGAGUAGAAGAGGGUAGAGGAAGUUAAUGUAAACUACAGUAAUGUAGGAUAUGGUAGGCUGAAGUAGGGUAGGGUAGGGUAGGGGAGGGUAGGGUAGGGUAGGAUAGGGUAGGAUAGGGUAGGGUAGAGUAGGGUAGGGUAAGGUAGGGUAGGGUAGGGUAGGGUAGGGUAGGGUAGGGUAGGGUAGGGUAGGGGUAGGGUAGGGUAGGGUAGGGUAGGGUAGGGUAGGGUAGGGUAGGGUAGGGUAGGGUAGGGUAGGGUAGGGUAGGGUAGGGUAGAGUAUGGGUAGGGUAGGGUAAGGUAGGGUAGGAUAAUAUGUUUACUUUUUGUUUCAGUGGUGACUGCCGGUACCCCAACCAAGUCGAGUAAACGCUCAGACAGUCAUUUGGAAACGGCAUUCUCUGGCGUCUUGAAUAGUGAUCAAACUCCAAAUUCAGUCGAGGAUGGCUUUUCUGAAGAGUUUACUUGUCAAAGUCUGCCUGUGGUGAGUGUUUGAUGUUUUUGGCUUUAGAAACAAAGUUCCUGCCGGUUGAUGAAAAAUGAGUUUUGGAAAGAAAGUUCCUGCGAUUUUUUUAAAAAUGGCUUUGUAAACAAAAUUCUUGCUGUUUUUAAUCCAUAAUUUGCAUUUUCAGGAACGUGUAGUAGUCCGUCGACCUCAAGCCACAGCCACCACCGUUCGUAACCGACUGAGAAUCGCCAAAGGCACUCAAACUCGCCAAUCAGAAGUCAAGGUUGGUCCGGAUAUGACUCAAGUGCCUUCGGAAAAGCAUCGAGAAUACGUAGGUUUACUAUUAUAUUACUACACUCAAAAUUACGGUAGGCAUACUGUAAGUUAUUAGGUAUACUGUAUGUUGUGGUAAGCAUACUGUAUGUUACGGUAAGCGUACUGUGAACUACGGUAAACACGCUGUAAGCUACGGUGUGAAAAUGAUAAGUUACGAUAGGCAUACUGUAAGUUACAUUAGGCUUACUAUAAGUUACGACAGGCAUACUGUAACUUAAGGUAGACAUACGGUAACCUACGGGUAGCAUAAUGUAACUUACGCUAAGAAUUCCGUAAGUUACAGUAAGCGUACUUUGAACUACAGUAAGGUCACUGUAAGCUACGGCGUGCAAAUGGUAUGUUACGGUAAGCAUACUGUAAAAGAGAGAAAUAGUAAAUAAAAAGAUAGAUGUUGGAAAGAAAGUUCUUGCCAUUUUUAGCUAAAAUUUCAUAAAUUUCAUUUUCUUUAGAUCUACCGCACUCUAAAAGACGAAGUAAUUUCCGAAUACAACACGAAGAUACGAUUUUACCACUUUGACAAUGCAAUGCUCAACGACUUCAGCCCGGAACGCAAAGAGCACUACAAAAUGGCCCUGGCGAAACGUCAAAAAUGGUACAAUGAGGCCAAGAAACAAGCAAAAUGA